AUGGACGAGUAUACGGCCGACCUCUUCAUAUCCCGCGACGAUGCCUCGGAUCAUCAGCCGCAUGCGCAGCCGCCUCCGACCGUGGUGGUCGACGAGUGGCCUCACGACUCCGACGUCAGCGAGGGCACCCCGUCCAAGAAAUCGCCCUCCGGCCUGCGCUCGCGCAUCGCAAACAACCUCAGCAAGAAGACGAGCAUCCAAGACCGUCUAGUCGAGAGGCUCCUCCAACAGGUCAUCCCCGAGAGCUCCGAUGGCCUCACAAGCGGCGGCGACGACCCUCUCGCCCCGGGCUUCUCCCCGGACAAGAACAGCACCUUUUCCGAGCGGCCCAACUUCAACAUUACCACAAUGUCCAACAACUUCCGCCGCUUCAACGCUCGCAUCGGCGUCGUCUUCAAGUUCCAGGCCCGCGUCGUCCGCCUCCUCAGCUGGCGCCGCCCGACACACACCCUAUCCCUCCUCGCCGUCUACACCUUCGUCUGCCUGGACCCGUACCUCCUAACUGUCGUACCCCUAGCCGGCUUCCUCCUCGCCGUCUUCAUCCCCUCCUUCCUCGCCCGCCACCCGGCCCCGCCCUCCGGCACCUUAUCCUCGGAACAAUCCGUCGGCUACUCCCCCAAAGGUCCGCCCUUGGCCCCGGCCCGGACAGUCAAACCCGUCAAGGAGCUCAGCAAGGACUUCUUCCGCAACAUGCGCGACCUCCAAAACUCAAUGGACGACUUCUGCGUCGCCCACGACGGCGUCGUCGCCACCGUCCUCCCCAUCACAAACUUCUCCAACGAGGCCCUCUCCUCGGCCCUCUUCCUCGCCCUCACCCUCACAACAGUCCUCAUGACAACUUUCGCCUCCCUCCUCCCCUGGCGCCUCAUCGUUCUCCUCGCAGGCUGGGCCGCCAUCCUCUCAGGCCACCCCGCCAUCGCCCCGCUGCUGACACACACCCACGACACCCACGUCGCCCCGCGCGAAGCCCACGCCCGCUCCAGUGUCGACGCCUGGAUCGCGGGCGACAUCAUCCUCGACUCGGCGCCCGAGACGCGCGAAGUCGAAAUCUUUGAGCUACAGCGUGCCUCCCACGACGAGUGGGAGCCCUGGCUCUUCUCCCCGAGUCCGUACGACCCGCUCUCCCAGCCUCGUAUCGCGAGUGAGCGGCCCCGCGGCACGCGCUUCUUUGAGGACGUGUUACCCCCCGACGGGUGGGUUUGGUCCGAGAAGAAGUGGGCGCUGGAUCUGUGGAGCAGGGAGUGGGUGGAGGAGCGCAUCAUUACGGGCGUCGAGGUCGAGACGGAGGGGGAGAGGUGGGUUUAUGACAUGUUUGAUGAGAAUAGUGCCGGUGGUUACGGGGGUCCCGUGGACUCGUCGCCGACGACUGCCAAGGGCAAGACGAGGGUUCCUUCUGCGCCGCUGUCGGGAUGGGAGGAGGGCGAGGAUGGGACGGGAAGGAGGGGGGAGUGGAGGCGGCGGAGGUGGGUUAGGCUUGUCAAGAGACGGGCUACGAUGAGUACUGCUUGA
Messenger RNA from Colletotrichum phormii, 1509 nucleotides. RefSeq names its product integral peroxisomal membrane peroxin. Bases 1 to 1509 code for a protein of 502 amino acids. Gene Ontology annotation, cellular component: peroxisomal membrane. Lineage: Eukaryota; Fungi; Ascomycota; Sordariomycetes; Glomerellales; Glomerellaceae. The record is from RefSeq and is a predicted model, not a curated record. Gene Ontology annotation, biological process: peroxisome organization. The transcript is spliced from 2 exons.